AUGUCAAUCAAAAUAUUAUCUGGAAAAGUAUUUUUAGUAAUAACUGGUGCAAGUCGUGGAAUUGGAAAACAACUUGCAAUUUCAUUUGGUUCAGUUUUAGAAGAAGGUUCACAUAUUCUUCUAUUAGCAACAAAUCUGAAUGCUUUAAAAGAAACAGCAAAAAAUAUUCCAUCAAGUAUAUUUGUUGAUACUGUUAGUAUUGAUUUAGCUAAAGCAACAAAAGAUAAAUUGCAUGAUAUUAUUAUACAAUCUUUGAAAAAUGAGAUUUUGGAUCAGUUUGAUCGUAUAGUUGUAAUACACAAUGUUGGUUCAAUAGGAAAUAUUAAUCAAUAUACAAAUGAUUUAACAGAAUUAAAUGUUUGGCAUGAUUAUUAUGAUUUAAAUGUGUUUGUUCCUGCUAUAUUAAAUGGAGUUAUUAUGAAAAUAUUUAAUGAAAAUACAAAUACUAAAAAGCUGGUUAUAAACAUUACAUCAUUGCUUGGUAUAAAACCAGAAAAAUCAAUGGCCUAUUAUUGUAGUGGAAAAGCAGCCCGAGAAAUGUUUUUUAAAGUAUUUGCAUUAGAAAAUCCACAAGUGAACGUAUUAAAUUAUUCACCAGGACCAGUUGAAACUGAUAUGUACUAUGAAGUUUGCACCAAAAUAGCUGAUGAAAAUGUUAAAACACGAUUUAAUGAUUUGAUAACAAAAAAAACAAUUCUAACUUGUGAAAAAACAGUUAAUCGUCUUUUAACAAUUCUUGAAGAACAAAAAUAUAAAUCUGGUGAUCAUGUUGAUUAUUAUGAUGAAUUAUAAAUUAUAUAGAUUUAUCAAUAGAAAUAAUUUACUUUUUAUUAUCUUUUAUGAAUUUCAUAAAGAAAUAAAUUUCUAAUAAAAUUUAAAUAGAA
Molecule: messenger RNA, 884 nt
Organism: Apis laboriosa (Himalayan honeybee)
Lineage: Eukaryota; Metazoa; Arthropoda; Insecta; Hymenoptera; Apidae
Gene: Sptr
Product: sepiapterin reductase
Exons: 3
Coding region: 1-792 (263 amino acids)
Biological process (GO): tetrahydrobiopterin biosynthetic process
Molecular function (GO): sepiapterin reductase (NADP+) activity
Source: RefSeq, a predicted model, not a curated record